ACACAUAUUAUAUUGUCGCCAAGCUUAUAGAAACAAAAACAAACAAAAAAAAAAAACAGAAACAGAAAGAGAACACAGUGAAAGAGUUUGAACUUUGAACUUUUGAAGUUGAAGUUGAUGGCUUCGCUUAUAGAACCCGAAACCCCAUCAGAGAACAUCUACAUACCAGAGGAAUGGUCCGAUGCCGCAGACUCCAUUGCUUACGAUUCUAUCACUUCGCCGCCUCCCAUUGCUCUUGUCUGCGGCGCCAAAAACUCUGGCAAAACCACCUUCUCUCGCUACCUCCUCAACAUCCUUCUCCAAAGGUAUAAGAAAGUAGCUUAUUUGGAUACAGAUGUUGGUCAACCUGAGUUUACACCUCCUGGUUUUCUAUCCCUCACAAUAGUUGACCAAUUAACUCCAGAUUUGACAAUCCCAUGUCUGAAGACUCCAGAGAGAUGCUUCUUCUUCGGUGAUGUGUCUUCAAAAAGGGAUCCAACAGUGUAUUUGAAUGCUAUAUUUUCCCUAUGUGAUUACUAUCAAACGGAGUAUUGCUUGUCGAACAAGAGUAAAAACCCUACUAAGACUGAAUUGCCUCUUGUCAUAAAUACUCCUGGCUGGGUGAAAGGUGUUGGUUAUGACAUAUUGGUGGAUAUGUUGAAAUACAUUGCUCCCACCCAUGUAGUUAAAAUAAACAUAUCCGCUGAGAGUAAGAAUCUACCAGCUGGGGCAUUCUGGUUAGAUGAGGAUAAGGAGAUGGUUAAUCUAAUUGAGAUCAAUUCAGCUCGUCAGGAUUCUUACAAUAGAUCGGUGCUUGUGCAAAAGGAUGCACGUUCUUUGCGGGAAUUUCGUAUAAUGGCAUAUUUCAGGCAGUGCUUUCCUAGUAACCUGAAUAUUACCACAAUCAAAGAACUUGCGCAUGCAUUAGCUUCGCACCCUGCUUAUGAAGUUCCAGUAUCAAGCGUCAAGAUCAGGCAUCUUCAUUGUGAGGUCCCAAGUUCCGAGGUAUUCUACAGUUUGAAUGCAACUCUCGUUGGCUUGGCAGUUAGCUCUGAAGGCUCUGAAAAUUUACCUUUGAGUGUUGGCCUUGGGAUAGUGAGAGGCAUUGACACUUUUAAAGGUUUGCUAUAUGUAAUCACACCUGUCCCUCAGAGCACUCUGGAAAAAGUCGAUCUCUUUCUGCAGGGAUUUAUCCAAAUUCCUACUGGCUUAUUGCAGGUCCAGGGAUGCGUUUCGCCUUACAUGUCUGCAAAUGUUUUCUCUACAAGCUAGGUCUUAUUCUACUGAUGAUAUCCAAGUAUAUUCUUUUCGGAUUUCCUUUGUGGUUAUCUUCUUUUAGGAUCUCCUUUACAGUUAUUCAGCUAAGUUAUGUCCCAACCACGCAAGAGAUGGGUUGCAUAGUGGCUGCAGAAGCCAGUCUUAAAUUAUUUUAAUAGACAUCAAAGACUCUGUUACUCUCUUGUUUGAUUAAAAUUUUGAUCUUAAGUAUUAUUUUAAUCUCUUAUAUGUAAUGGUCAUUAAAUUUAUUUAUCAGAAUUACUUUGGCUCAAAAAAUACUCCUACACUUGUUUGACGCUCGAUGAGCUUUAGCCAUUGCUAGCCUUGCUAUCUUUUAUUAAUUACAAGAUUAUCUUUAAUUGUUAGGAA
This is a messenger RNA of Quercus robur (English oak), 1626 nucleotides long. Its product is annotated as polynucleotide 5'-hydroxyl-kinase NOL9. NCBI's taxonomy places the organism in Eukaryota, Viridiplantae, Streptophyta, Magnoliopsida, Fagales, Fagaceae. Bases 118 to 1251 code for a protein of 377 amino acids. The transcript has 9 exons. The record is from RefSeq and is a predicted model, not a curated record. Gene Ontology annotation, biological process: cleavage in ITS2 between 5.8S rRNA and LSU-rRNA of tricistronic rRNA transcript (SSU-rRNA, 5.8S rRNA, LSU-rRNA). Gene Ontology annotation, molecular function: polynucleotide 5'-hydroxyl-kinase activity. Gene Ontology annotation, cellular component: nucleus.